This is a messenger RNA of Entelurus aequoreus (snake pipefish), 6766 nucleotides long. RefSeq names its product guanylate cyclase 2F, retinal (gene gucy2f). Gene Ontology annotation, molecular function: ATP binding; guanylate cyclase activity; protein kinase activity. The record is from RefSeq and is a predicted model, not a curated record. Bases 1352 to 4687 code for a protein of 1111 amino acids. Gene Ontology annotation, biological process: receptor guanylyl cyclase signaling pathway; cGMP biosynthetic process; protein phosphorylation. The transcript has 20 exons. Lineage: Eukaryota; Metazoa; Chordata; Actinopteri; Syngnathiformes; Syngnathidae.
CCAAACAGAUUGAACCAAAAAAUGUCAACAAGAACGCAGUACGUCAACGAAACCCAAACCAUAAGGUAGAAAUUAAAACUGGCAAGAUUCAACAUAAUACGGCUAAGGAGAGCAAUGACACGCGUACAAGUGUGAUUAAAGGUCAAAAUGCAUACAUGAUGGUAAGUCAACAACUAGGACUCACCAUUGUAAUGUGGUUGCUGCUGAGGUCCAAGCUAACAAGAGUGGUGUACCCAGGACCUGCUAGCAUGGUGUCACUGAGCGGGCCCAUGGCAUUGGAGGAUAAGUCGAGAUAGGCAGUGUCCAGUGGAAUAGGGAUGGGCAUGGUGGCGCCGGGACCCAACCCGCUGCAGUCUACUCCUGUCAGGCUGAAACUGUCGAAAAGGCCAAAGUUUUCCACUUCGCAACGGCAGCCAGGGUGGCAGUUCUUGACCAAGGUGGAGUGGACACCCGACAUCAUAAGCAGGCCAAGCCACAGGAAGAGCCCCAUUAUGGUCUGUAGACAGAAGACAUUAUUUAUGAACACGUAAUAAACACAUGAGGUCAGACCGGGCGGAAUUCAGUGGAACCUUCAGGGAUUCAACCGAUGUCAUGCAUAAUGUCAAAAAAGACUUCAGCCCAGUUAGCAUUAAGGGAUUACCGCAAUAUGUUUGCAUUUCUUUGGCUUUUUAAAAAGGUACCAGUAAAGGCAAAAAAGCAAAAAGUGAUGACCAUAGAACCGAAAAAGGAGCCUACUGCUAUGUCGUGUAAGAGUGGCAUACUAUGUUGGUUGUCUUGACUGCUCAGUACUGUGAAGCUACAGUGACUUGAUGCAAGAACAAAAAAUAGCACACCUCUGCAUUGUGCAUUAUUGUGAAGACACUCACCUCUCUGCAAGUAACAAUGCUAAGAAAGGUGUCGACACACCUUCUGCAAGCCAUUUAAAGGAUUCACGGCAAAUAAUUCAAAGGAGAUGAAGCUCGACAAGCACAGGUGUGUGCCAGCAUCCAACUAUGCUGCUGGUGUGCAGAGCUGGUAAAGGAUCAAAGCAGGUUGCUGGCUGCAAGGGCGUAAGUAGCUCUCCAGGGUGCUGAAGUUGUCUCCAGACGCGCCCCGUCUCCCACCUGUCAUUUUCAGCCUGACGUCCAAACGCUAUGACUCGGUUGCGUUCACUCCGCAGCGGCUCCCCGGACCUCCAGGUUUUGAGGAUGGUUAGGUGACACUCCUGGAGCGAAGUUGGAUGAUGGAGCUUUCCAGAUGACGUGAGUCUUUUUUUUUUCUGUCCUAAGAUUUUGUAUGUCCUUUUUAGACAUCACCGUCCAAACUGAAAUGAUCCUGCAGUGAACCUAAAGGGUCACUGGCAGCAAGGACAAUGCAACAUUUCCCAAGCAGUCUGAGAGGGUCACCAUGGGAGUCCAUCCAUCCACGUGUGCCCAUAAUUAAAAGCAGGAAAUCUUUACCGACGACGUCCUUUUAUAACUCGCUGAUAUGGAUCCUCUUUGGAGUGUUGACGUUCCCUUGCUGCAUCCACUGUUUGAUAUUCAAAGUUGGGGUCUUGGGACCUUGGAUCUGCGACCCUGUGUACUAUAGGUCGUACCCUGCUGCCGCCGGCAGGCUCGCCGUGAGCAGGAUUAACAAAGACCUCACAUUGAAUCUAGGCCUGGAAAUGGACUUCAUCAUCCUGCAGGAGCCUUGUGAAACAUCCAAAGCUCUAACUUCAUUCAUUCAAUACGAGAAUAUUGCAGAUGCGUUUGUGGGCCCUACUAAUCCUGGAUACUGUACCGCAGCAGCACUAAUGGCCAAAAACUGGGACAAGUCCAUCUUCUCGUACGGAUGCGUCAACUUUGAGCUGGACCGCAUCACCGGGUACCCGACGUUUUCCAGGACGGUGCCCUUUCCUUCCGAGGUGCUGUUCACCGUGCUGAAGUACUUCCGUUGGGCCAACAUUGUGGUGGUCUCGUCCAACGAAGACAUCUGGAUGGACACAGCGGCGAGGGUGGCUGCUGCUAUGAGGAAAAAGGGGCUUCCUGUCGCCCUGGUUACAUCUGUGGGAAUAAAUGAGACCCAAGUUGAGAGCACACUGAGGCAGAUCCAAGACGCAGGGGAGAUAAGAGUCGUUGUCAUGUGCAUGCACUCGGUCUUACUUGGAGGAGAGGCACAGGCUACAUUCCUCCUCAAGGCGCAGCAAAUGGGUCUGACCUCCGGGAAGUAUGUCUUCAUGCCGUACGACACGCUGCACUACAGUUUGCCCUACAGCGCCUCCUACUUCCCCUUGCAAAACAACAGCCAGCUGAGGGAGGCCUAUGAUGCUGUGCUCACCAUCACCAUCGCCUCAGACCCCGUGUCCUUCACUGAGGCGUUCACUGCUGCGAAGAAUAAUAGGGAAUUGACGUUGAACGUUGCCUCGGAGCAGGUUAAUCCGCUAUUCGGGACCAUCUACAACAGCAUCUAUCUCCUGGCGAAGUCCCUCCACAAGGUCAAGAAAGCUGGCAUGCGUCUGUCGGGCUCAAACCUGGCCUACUAUACAAAGAACAUAACCUUCAGUGGCUUCAACCAGAAGGUACAAGUAGACAACACGGGUGAAAUCAAAACCACAUAUGUCAUCUUGGACACCAACAACAUCGGGAGUCAGCUCUACCUGACCUACGUUGUGGAUCUUAUGGCCGGUCGGCUUCGACUCGACGGGAAGUACAUCAAUUUUCCUGGAGGAUCGCCACCGCCAUCAGAUUCCAGCUGCUGGUUUGUUAAGAGCGCCCUCUGCACAGGAGGUGUUGAGGUCACCUCCAUUAUAGUGGUGUUUUCUGUCAUCUUCGCUCUGGCUUUAACAGGGCUCGCCAUUGGUCUUUACAUCAGGAGGAGACUCCAACAAAUCCAGCUGGUCAAAGGUCCAAAUCGGAUCCUGCUGACGUUAGAGGAUCUUACGUUCAUCAACCCUCAGCUUAGCAAGCGAAAAAUCACUUUAGAGGACCUGAGCGAGUCUAAAAGUGCUUUGGAGGAGAAAUCAGCAGAGCGCUCACAUUCGGUUCACAGCAUGCAGACAGCGACUCAUGAGACCACCAACGUUGCCGUUUUUGAGGGGGACUGGGUGUGGCUAAAAAAGUUUGAGGAUGGCCACUUCAAGGAGGUGAAGCAGAGCAGUAAAAAGAUUUUCACCAAGAUGAAGGACUUGAGAAAUGAGAAUGUCAAUCCUUUCCUGGGCUUCUUCACGGAGUGCUCCAUGUUCGCCGUGGUGACGGAGCAUUGCUCCAGGGGGAGUCUGCAAGACCUGCUGAGGAACGAAGACGUGAAAUUAGACUGGAUGUUCAAGUCCUCACUUGUGCUUGACCUCAUCAAGGGUAUGAAAUACCUUCAUCACAGGGACUUUGCACAUGGCCGACUAAAAUCUCGUAACUGUGUCGUGGACGGGCGCUUCGUGCUCAAAAUUACGGACUAUGGCUUCAAUGAGUUGCUGGACUCUCAGAAAACUCCUGUACAACAACCUCCACAUGAAGAACUCUUCUGGACCGCGCCGGAGUUCCUUAGGGACCUUGCAAUCUCCCGUAAAGGCACCUACAAAGGAGACGUGUACAGCUUUUCCAUUAUCCUGCAAGAGGUGGUGGUCAGAGGACCACCUUACUGCAUGCUGGGCCUGCCGCCUGAGGAGAUCAUUCGAAAGGUGAAGAAGCCCCCUCCAAUGUGCCGGCCCACUGUGGCGCCAGACCAAGCCCCGCUGGAGUGCAUCCAACUGAUGAAACAGUGCUGGAGCGAACUCCCUGAGCGAAGACCCGACUUUGAUGAGAUCUUUGACAGGUUCAAAAUCAUCAACAAGGGUAAGAAGACCAACAUCAUCGACUCCAUGCUGAGGAUGCUGGAGCAGUACAGCUCCAACUUGGAGGACCUCAUCCGGGAGCGAACAGAAGAGCUGGAGGUGGAGAAACAACGGACAGAAAAGCUGCUCUCUGAGAUGCUGCCACUCUCUGUGGCCGAGGCCUUGAAGACAGGCGCCACAGUAGAGCCGGAGUACUUCGACCAGGUGACCAUCUACUUCAGCGACAUUGUGGGUUUCACGACCAUCUCGUCGCUUAGUGAUCCCAUCGAGGUGGUUGACCUCCUCAACGACCUCUACAGUCUGUUUGACGCUGUUCUCUCCAACCAUGAUGUCUACAAGGUGGAGACCAUCGGUGACGCGUACAUGGUGGCAUCAGGCUUGCCGAAGAAAAACGAAAACAAGCACGCGGCUGAAAUCGCCAACAUGUCUCUGAACAUCCUCAGCUCGGUGGGAACCUUCCGUAUGCGCCAUAUGCCGGACGUUCCUGUCAGGAUACGGAUCGGGAUCCACUCAGGACCCUGCGUUGCUGGCGUGGUGGGCCUGACCAUGCCUCGCUACUGCCUGUUUGGAGACACCGUCAACACUGCCUCGCGAAUGGAAUCCACCGGGCUGCCUUACAGAAUCCACGUGAACUUGAGCACGGUGAAGAUCCUCCGUUCUCUCCAUGAAGGCUAUAAAAUAGACGUCAGGGGCAAGACAGAGCUGAAGGGGAAAGGCAUUGAGGAGACUUACUGGCUGGUGGGCAAGUCGGACUUUGCAAAGCCUUUGCCGAAACCACCAGAGAUCAAACCAGGGGUCAAUUGGCAGGAGAUGGUGACGGAAGAGAUCAAGAGCCUUUUCCGCAAGGCCAACAGGCAAGUGGACAAGCACAAAAUGAGUGGGAAAGGAGGAAAGAUGUGAGAGGGAUAAAGAAGGAGAGCGGCCGUCUCUCUUUCGCUCUCUCUCUCGCCUCUGUGGCUUAACGCGGACUUCUUUAAGAGGAUUGUCCAUCCACUGGCUAAUCUGCCUGCAGCCAACACAGCAGAACGUAACGGUGCUAAUGUAAUGAGACCGGCCUGGUAGGACCAAUCUUCACUCAUGCACUCAAUCAUGCACUGCUGACUGCACUCACUGGCCACUGAGUGGCCACCCAAAUGAGAACAAUGCACUGGUGGAUGCCUGUUUCACGACUCUGUGUUAGUGCUGUCAUGAAUGCUCACAAUAGGCGACGGUUAUUCAAAUAGCUGGCUGCAUAUUGCACAUUAAUAACCCUGAAAGAUGGAGGUACUGUACUUUUGACUCUUUUAUUUCUCUUGUAUGUGUAGCGGAGACAAGCAGGAGGCAGUGAACAUUGAUCAAGCUUUUAUUGAGCAUUGCUACUGCACGCUCUCGGUGUUGUUGCGUUUUUCUUGUUUCUUGCAUUGGACUAAGAGAGCAGAGUCUACCAAGUCAAUUUCGUUGUGUGUUACAUACUUGGCCAAUAAAGAUGAUUCUGAUUCUGACAACACAGGCAAUUUAAGCUAGGGAGGCAUUGUAAGUUGUUACAUAAAAUAAUGAAUAUUAAAAAAUAUCACGUAUAACAUGAUUAAUUUAUUUGAAAUUUAUAUUUUUACAUACAUACAUACAUAUUAUAUAAACAUUAUUUAUUAAAUUAAAUUAAGUAAAUAAAUUUAAAAAUAUAUUAUCUUAAACUAUAAAUAAUAUAUAUUUCAUGAUAAGUACAGUUAUGAUGAUUAAAAAUAUUGCGAUAUAAUGUAAGAAUCAUAAGCAAGAAAACUUGUUCGGUGGGAUUUUUACAUGUCCAAAAAGUGCUUCGAAAGCUUACUUAUAGAUACUAGUGUUAAUUUUGUUGACUAAAAGUUUUUGUCUUAGUUAUCGUCAACAACCUAUUUUCCCCUGACUAAAGUAGGACAAUAACGAGUGAAAACAAAGUCACGUUGACGAAAACAAUGACGAAAUUAGUUGACAAUUUAGUCGACGAAUACACAUGAGACGAAAAUGAUUGACAGAGAUGAAAUCCAAUCAAAUUUAAUUUUGUCUUUGGGUGGGUGGGACAAGUUAGUAAUCUAUCCAAUCACAGUAGCAUGCAGGAGAGAGGCGGGGAUAAAUCACGACGGGGUUCCAAUCAGAACUAUUACUACUAAGACACGGUGUUUGGAUUUUUCACCGGGAAACAAGACUAUAUUGUAGGGAUGUAACGAUAACUGGUAAUAAUGAUGACGACGACAACACUCCCGACAAUUAGUAUUACCCUUUUAAAUUAAAAUGAUCCAAAAACAAGAUUGAUAACUGCACUUCUAUAAAAUCACGGGCCACGGCGGACUUACUGGUGCCAGCUCGCUAGCUUAAACGCUAACAUGAAAACAAGAGACAUACGUCUUUCUCCGUUAAAAACCACAUACACCGAUCUAAACUUCUAAAAACACAUUACUGUCUGAGCAACUAAGUUAUUCAGUUGUGCUCAUUGAACCUACAAGCUGUGCUCUCGUAGCAAGGAAUUGUGAUGAUCGGUCUUUCCUCAGAGGAAAAGAGACGGUGUUUUUAUGGUGCCUUCAAGUACCGCUGAAUAGAGUAGGACAGACACAACGCCCGCCAGAAGUGAUACAUAAUCAGAUUAGAAGUUAUUUGUUACGCAAACAAAGUAAUAUUUACAGUACAACAAUAAAAGAUGAGCUAUUAAAACAGAUAAAACACUAAACUUCAGUGAAACAUAAACACAAUAGAUGGAAAAGUGUUUUUUCAAACAGUGUGUCUAUUUAUUAUAAUUAUGUUUAAAAAGCUUUUUGAGCACAUUCCACAAUAAUAAUGAUAACCGUGGUAAUUUUGGUCACAAUAACCAUGGCAUGGAAUUCUCAUAUUGUUACAUCCCUAUUCUGUAUUGUUACACACAUCAUUACAAUAUGUCUUCUCAGGGGCGUCACUAGCUUUUAAGGACAGGGGGGCCUUAGCCCCAAAGAGAUGCACAGGAUGCGAGCGAACGUAGCGCACGAGCACAAAACU